Molecule: messenger RNA, 3236 nt
Organism: Dinoponera quadriceps
Lineage: Eukaryota; Metazoa; Arthropoda; Insecta; Hymenoptera; Formicidae
Gene: MAN1
Product: inner nuclear membrane protein Man1
Exons: 11
Coding region: 412-2916 (834 amino acids)
Biological process (GO): nuclear envelope organization; negative regulation of BMP signaling pathway
Cellular component (GO): nuclear inner membrane
Molecular function (GO): chromatin DNA binding
Source: RefSeq, a predicted model, not a curated record
CGCCGGUGUCGCGCAUUUAUGGCACGUCUUGUAUGCGCGCGAUCUUGACCGUUAGAAAAUUGCGCCAUUUUUUAGUUGCCGAGCGCAAUUGAAUUGUUUAGUGGAAAGCAACCGCGUACGGUGAGCGUGCUGAGAACGGUCCAGAUUAUUUGUAUCGCGGUGUUCUCUGAAAUUAGUAAGUAGGCCUUCACCUGCAAUCCAUUCACCGAUAACAACAAUAAUCCAUCCACGUGUGCGGCUCCGUGACGAUACGAGCGUCAUCGGAGGGCAAGCGGGAUUGAUCAUCGAUCGAAAUAACGAGCAGCGAGGAGACUCGUCCGAGCUCGUGUCUGUAAGGCCCCAGCCUGGAAGGUGACGGUGCAAACCGGAUUGUUUCAGUCGGGAUCACGAUUACUCGCCUGACCGAACAAAAUGUCGGUGGACACGCUGACCGAUUCCGAGCUGCGGACCAAACUGAUGGAGUACGGCUAUCCGGUGGGACCGGUCACACAGACGACUCGUAAAAUACUCGCUAAAAAACUCAAGAACCUGAUUGAGACCCGCGGUGGCGUCGGAUCCCGACAUUCGUUAGCCGCGAGAUAUAGCAGUGAUGACACGGAUGAUGAUACCAACACGAGUGCCGUUAAGAAGAAGAAGAGUGCAUCGAACUUGCGCCGGCAGACACUGUCGAAUCCCAUGCCACCACCCUCUUCAAUAACCUCUGAUACUGUAAAUACAGUGAAGAAUCUGGUCAAAGAGAAUCUAUCGCCACCUCAUUCAGAAUUUAAAGAUCCAGCACCAGCAGGAGCAAGUUUCGAGUGCAGCCCAGUUGCUUCUACGAUGCGCACGACUUCGAAAACUGUUCAGAACAGAUUUGUCAGGACGCAGAAGUCAUCCGCUAUGUCCGAUGGCUUGGACACUGGAUCAGAUUCAGAUGUCAUGGAGGAUACAGCAAGCACAUUUGGCGCACGCUCCAAGUACCUAUCCAACACCAACAGAUUGUACGAUUCUCACAGAAUAGUUGAUCGCGGACCGACAUACGAACUCGACCAAACGUUGAGAGCAAAGCCGGUCCACAUGACGACGAAGGACACCAAGUAUAAUGUAAGCCCCAUGAAAUCUAGCGUCUCCACGAUGCAAUCUCUGAAGGAUGAUACGAGCGGUAGGGACAGUACUAAUCAGAGAGAUCUUCUUGCCAACUACGAGACUCCAUUUUUAUCAGAGUUCACAAGAAGACUUAGUUCGCGAUCGUUGAUAAACACAUCGCCAACGUCGCCAUUGUCGAACUUAAAGAGUCCUACAUUACGCCAUACCCUGUCCGGCUUACCAGAGGUAAAGGAGAAGGACUCGAACGGCCACUUUUCUUCCUUGAGAAUGAUGUACUCGACAUCGACUCCCAGCACAAGGCACAAUGCGUCGUCGUCCGUCGACAGAGUUCGAGAUAUUACAAGUAGAUCGACUUACAAACCGUCAACGACAAGCAACAGAGAGGACGUACGAAACAAUCAGAAUAUCGUGUCGGUGAUCCUCGUGGUAGUGCUCGCUCUAUUCUUCGGAGUUCUCGCGAUAAUAUAUCUGGGGCUUGGUGGAAAAACUGAGACGCUACCGUCAUUCUCAACGGAUAACAACAUACCGCAGUGUUUCUCCGAUGGAUCUCCCGAUCUUAGAGUACCUGGAGUAAAUUGUGUAAUGAAGGAAAACAUAGAUUCCGUGUUGCAACUAUUAAGACAUCUACAGCCUCUAUUAACGAGAAAAGCGGUAUCUAAGAUAUGCGAGAAUUCAAACGAGAAAUCGUAUUUGACCGAUGCGGAUAUUGUGGAAACGUUCACGAGCGAGAAAGUGUCAAGCCUCGAGGUGAAGGAGGAUCUGCACAGCGCGCAAUUUUUAAUCAUUAAGAAUCCCAAAUGGGGUAUUUCGCUAAUAGAUAUAAACGACGAAAACGGACCGACUAUUGAAGUGUUGGAUACUCUGGAUAAAUUAUUUUCCGCUCGUCUAGAUGGAAAAGUCGGAAUGGUAAUCCUAAGUCCCGAGCUGCCGAUGCAAUGUCUUGUUAAGAACAAGCUCUUUACCAUAUUUUCUUCUCUCCUUAUAGCGGCAUUCGGUAUAUUUGCGGUAAUUGGGACUCACAAAUUAUUCCUCUGGUAUGUAAAAUAUAAGAAAUCUACGGAAAGAGAGGUGUUCAAACUUGUUAGUGAAAUUUUAAACAUUGUCGAGACACAUCAUCAAAAUGCGUCCACUCAACCUGGUGGCACGCAGGAUAGUUUCCUCGCUAUAAAUCAUGUGCGAGACAAUCUUAUUCCACCAAAAGAUCGUAAGAAGAUGUCCGGUCUCUGGGAGAAAGCGGUAAAAUUUUUAGAUGAAAAUGAAUCGAGGAUACGAAAAGAGGUACAACAAGUGGCGGGAGAAGAAUUCUGUGUGUGGCGAUGGUUGCCGAAUAACAGUUUGAAUAAAUCUCCCGUGCAAAGUACGACUUCGUCGAGUAAGAAGCCGAAGGUCUGGCAAGGACAGGCGUUCGAAACGAUGGAGGGAUCUGUUAACAGUUUGACAUGUUCGCCGACACCUUGUCUAAAAAUUAGGCACAUGUUUGAUCCAGAAAUGGAAACCGAAGAUGACUGGGAGACGAAAGUACAAGACGCUAUUUUAGAGAAGUGCGGUGAAAGUGUAAAGAUUCUCCAUAUUCGAGUGGACAUUGGUAGCCGUGAGGGUUGUGUCUAUAUGAAAUGCCUGUCACAGGAAGACGCCGGGAAAGCUUACAGGGCAUUACACGGAUGUUGGUUCGAUGGUAAUUUAGUGACUGUAAAGUACCUGAGAUUAGAGCGUUAUCACGAGCGGUUUCCCGACGCCGCCGUCCGUUGUGUAACGCCUCUCAAGCCAAGCAACAAUCAACGAUUAUCUAUGCAGGCGCAUUAUUGGCAGUGUCCUGCGGAAUCGAAUUAACAGUGCACAUUUCUGUUCGGUUCAUUCAGCGGAAGAUGGUUCGUGCACACACAACUGUCUGCCGACCGACACUUACGAAAUCCAUCUAUUUUCUUGCUUCGAGAUAAAAUACUUUCGUGCUACAGCGCAUAUAUUGCAAGUGGAGAUUGUAACAGUGUGAUAACAUCCAAGGAUUGAAGAGACUUUUUUAUAAGCAUUUUUUUUAAUUCUCGUUAACUUGUGUAUUAUAUUCUACUCUAUAUCUUUCAUGAAGAACGAGGGGGAUACGUGUUUUUAAUAGUUGAGUAAUAUAAUAAUAAUAACAGUAACAUAUAAUAGUA